Molecule: messenger RNA, 1580 nt
Organism: Notolabrus celidotus (New Zealand spotty)
Lineage: Eukaryota; Metazoa; Chordata; Actinopteri; Labriformes; Labridae
Gene: bricd5
Product: BRICHOS domain containing 5
Exons: 6
Coding region: 470-1165 (231 amino acids)
Biological process (GO): regulation of cell population proliferation
Source: RefSeq, a predicted model, not a curated record
UUAUCACCUCUCACCUGAUGAGAGAGGUUUCCAAGCUGCGCCUGCCUCACCCCUUUGUUCAUUGUCUGGUCCAGAGAGGGAAGCUAAUUCCUCCCGUGUAACUGCACGUUUGAAUGAGGAGGGGGGGACGGGUAAUGAAAAGAUGGGCCAUCUUAUUGAGGAGUAUUAUGUCAUAUUAGCCAGGGAAGGCUUAGAAGAGGAGUAAAUUGCAGGAAGACAGGACUUGAAAAUUAAGUUUGGCAAGAUUAAUGUGGAGUGGGUGCAGUUUUGGGAGGGAAUGGUGAGCCCAAAGCAGGAGAAGGAGGAGGAAGAAAGAGAGAGAUGAGGUGGGGUGGAGGGGGGGUCUGCAGGGACAAAGAGAAGCUGGCCAGGUGGACAGAGUCUCAUUCACCCUGGUCAUGACUGCAGCUCCAUGCCGAUAGCUGCGAGCAGGGAGCAGACCGAGUGAGGAGCCGUCACGGGACACAGGAUGGUGAAGUGCUGGAAACAUUCAGACAACCGUUUGGAGGAUGCACAGUGCACGGACGGGGGCUCUACUGUGUCCCCCCAGUCCCGCUUUCCACACAAGGCAUUCUGGUUCAGCCUCUCUGCUUCUCUGCUUCUCAUCAUCAUUGUCCUCAGCAUAACAGGGAACCUCAGACUGCCAACGCCUCACACUCAAUCUUCACAGAUUGUCCGAAUCACAAUGCCAGAUCAAAGUGGAGCUCUGAUCAACCAGUCAGCUGCUGUGGACAAAAAGAAUCACAUGGUGACUUUUUCUGUGACCACACUGGCAAAUCAGACAUCAACUGUGCUCUUUGAUAUCAAACAUGGUUUGAUAUGUUACAAACCUGUGGAUCAGCAGAGCUGCUUUCUGCGGAAGAUGGAGAAGUCUGAUUAUGACAACGUGCACUCCCUUCUCCAGGAGUCAACACACAAGAGUCAGUUCCAGCUGUCUGCAAAUGAGACGCAGAGACAGAGGGAGUUCCUGGGAGUGCUAGCAGACACUCAGGUGGACGUAUCCACGCUGGAGGAGCCACUCCAGGAUCUGUGUCAGGACAGAACCAUCCACUGGACCAGGAGAGCUGAAGGUCCAGGUAAACAGAGGCUGGUCUACUUUUGCAUCGACAUCUGCUUCCCCAGCAACAUCUGCGUCUCUGUGUGCUUCUACUACCUACCAGAAUGACUGAGCUACUCUCCCCCUCUCCUCCCGGCAAAAGAUCAGGGAAACAAAGUUGCCUUUUUAGCCCCUCUUUGAAAAGAAAAAAGAAAAAAGGGAGACAGAACAAAAAGCAGCUUUGACUGCUUCCUUUGUGCCAUACAGCUGCCAGUAAACCAGUGAAGCAGCCAACACUCCCAGUCCACUUUCCAUCCUUCCGAGAGAGAGGAGAUGGAGACAGGCUGUCACAGCUAUCGCCAGAGCCCCUUCACCACUCCCUUCAUGUGUAAUACCCUCCCUGGUGGCACGCUUCAGAGAUUACAGAAGAAAGAUCCCCCUUUUUUGUGUUUCCUGUAACCUACUGCUGCAGUGUAAUUAUGUGUAACUGUUCCUUUUGCAACAAGAGUGUUUCAUGCUUCAUCCAAUAAAGGACUGUUGGGUA